Molecule: messenger RNA, 4496 nt
Organism: Phycomyces blakesleeanus NRRL 1555(-)
Lineage: Eukaryota; Fungi; Mucoromycota; Mucoromycetes; Mucorales; Phycomycetaceae
Exons: 8
Coding region: 8-4318 (1436 amino acids)
Biological process (GO): glycogen metabolic process
Cellular component (GO): phosphorylase kinase complex
Molecular function (GO): calmodulin binding
Source: RefSeq, a predicted model, not a curated record
CUCACCGAUGGCCCACUUCAACCGCAAACACAGUCUCGAAAGACUGGAUUACUAUUAUCAGGUUAUCAAUGCCACUGUCUUGUCCAAACAGAGCGCUGCCAGUGGUUUGAUCCCUGCGUCAGUUGCAAUCACCAAUCACGGUGAUUACACGGAUGCUUGGGUUCGUGAUAAUGUGUAUUCUAUCUACUGUGUCUAUGGUCUCGCAUUGGCUUAUCGACGAUUAGAUGACAGCAGUGGAAGAACAUUCGAGCUUGAACAUAGUGUCGUCAAGCUUAUGCGCGGUCUUUUAUUCUCAAUGAUGCGUCAAGCAGACAAGGUCGAAAAAUUCAAAAAGACUCAAGAUAAGCUCGAUUCCCUGCAUGCAAAGUACAAGACAGAGACAGGUGCAACUGUUGUCAAGGAUAACGAAUGGGGACAUCUUCAGAUCGAUGCUACUAGUAUCUUUGUACUUGCUAUGGCAGACAUGACUACUGGUGGUUUGAACAUUAUCUUUACUCAAGAUGAAGUAGACUUUGUUCAGAACCUUGUAUUCUACAUCGAACGUGCCUAUCGAACACCUGACUUUGGUAUCUGGGAGCGAGGUAACAAAAGUAACCACGGACAGCCUGAGUUAAACACCUCUUCUAUCGGCAUGGCCGUGGCUGCUUUGCGUGCAAUCAAUGGUGUGAAUCUUUUCGGAGCUAGAGGCGGGCCUUCCUCGACAAUUUAUGUGUUGCCGGAUGAACUUACCCGAAAUGCAACAACACUCCAGAGUGUUCUGCCAAGAGAGUCUAACUCCAAGGAAAUCGAUGGCUCCGUUUUAUCGGUAAUUGGUUUCCCCGCAUUCGCUUGUACAGACCCAGAGCUCGUCAAGCGUACCAGAGAAGAUGCAAAGAUGAAGCUGGAGGGAAAGUAUGGAUGGAAGAGAUUUUUGCGGGACGGUCAUCAAACUGUGGUAGAAGACACAUCCCGUCUCCACUACAACGACAACGAACUUAAGGCUUUUGAAGACAUCGAGUCAGAGUGGCCACUAUUCUUUACCUACAUGGUUCUUGACGGUCUUUUCACUGGGGACAUGGAACAGGUUGAAGAGUACCGUAAGAAGCUUGAGCCGACCAUCAUCGAUUCCGCCCACUGGGAUCCCAACAACAAAAUAUUCAAUGAGGAUAGAGAACCGUGCGCCGAUGGAGACACCGGAAAGUUGCACAUUCCCCUUUUGCCAGAAUUGUACUAUGUACCAUGCGAGUUGAUCGAAGCCGAAAAAGCCAAUCCUCACUCCCAGAAGCGGCUCCCCAAUGACAAUACCCCUCUUGUGUGGGCUCUUUCGCUCUACUUGUUGGGUAGUCUUAUUUAUGAAAACCUUUUGUCGCCCUCUGAAAUGGAUCCUCUCGGUCGUCGAUUCAAUAUCAAUGCCCAGAAGCGUGAGACAAUCACACAGAUCGUACUAUUGUCUGAGAGUCCAGAGUUGCAGAACAAGUUGGCCAUGUAUGGUCUCGAAACCCAGUCCGUUGACCAAAUCUCGUCCAGUAUCACUGUAUUGCCACCAAAGGCUCUUGCCGACGUAUACCACGCACUUGGACAGAACUCCAAGCUAGGAUUGACUGGUAGACCCAAGCGUCCGGUUGGUGUGCUUGGUACCUCACGACUGUACCGCAUUGAAGGCCACAUCUAUGUCUUUACCCCUCAUUUUAUGGACAGCGAGACUUUCUACCUCAACUCCGACCCCGACUUCUUGAUUUCAGCCUUUGAGAAUGAGCUUGCGUUCUGUAGCGACAAUUGGUUGUAUGCAGGCCGUCCCACUAUUGUCGUUGUAUUAUCUGAGGCUAUGCUCGGCAACCUGCAAUCAAGUAGCAUGGCUACGCCUGGAGGUAGUGGAUUUGACUCUUCGCGAAAGAAUCUUUUGAAUUUCUUUAUGAACCUACGCUCCGGUGACUGCAAUGGUACGCGUGUACGUCUCUCGCGUCUUUCAGAGACAAUCAACACUUCCAAUAUCGAGUCACUAGACUUUUUGAUUGACAAGCCUGAGUUGGACUGGGAAAGUAUUCUGUUGGUUAACAAGUCGGCCCAUUAUGGCUCAUCCUCCCACCGCAAGUUGGGCUACAACGAGAGCAAGACACAGGCCAGCACACCUGGUGGCUUUACGCCCGGCAACAAAACUCCCAAGCGACGCAACACCGCCUUCCAAGGAAAGUCACUGGGCACUCCCUUGGACAAGUUACACGACGAAGGCUAUUUCCAGGACAUUGCCACUGCUCUUUCGAACCUCAACUCAAGCGAACCAAAGUUCAGACUCAAAGAUCACGAAGACAGCCCUCUUUUGUCAGCCACGCGCAAGGGUGCAGUUGCAGAUGGAGCAGUAUUGUCAAAGCUUCCUGAAACCGGAGGAACUGUUCACCUCGGAGGCCAGGAGGAAAUUCAUGAACGUAGCCAGUCUCCACUUUCCACCGAUGUGUCUCCCACGACCACAGAGAUGCUUUCAUUGACGCUUGGCGACCGUUCUCAGUUUGGCCAAGCCGUAGCCAGUUUGGCAUCAUCCGUUAAUCUUUACGAUCAGAUCGAUUUACUCCAAUACAUGGCUUCUUGUGAUCAUUUGGAUAGCUACAUCAGUGAAUUACAGGCUAGUCUCAAGGAGCUCUUGGAAGAAGUCUACCUCAAGGCUGUCAGACUCCAGUAUUGGUCUAUUGCGCGUCAGGCCACUGGUCUCUUGCACAAGAUUGUACCAGCUCUAACAAUCAAUAUCACUGAUUUAGUAAUCAGACAAAAACAAAUCAGUAUUGGAUCCGGACACAAAGAAAUUUUGAUUACUACUCCUGUGGGUCCCGAGACACUCGCAAAGAUGUUUGUCGAACAAUGUAGUGAUGAUGUACGUGAAGGUCCAGUAGUCCAGGAAAUCAUCAUUUAUCUCGGUAGUUUUGUUCGCACCACACCUUACAUGUUUGAUGGUAUUCUUCGUCUCCGUACCCAUUACAUUAUUAUCGCUCUGCGUGAAGAGAUCAGCCGAAUGAAUAACUGCGAUGAAGAAGAAGCAAUCGAACACUUGAUGCAGCUCUCUCCAUACGAGCUCCAGUCCCUUCUUGGCACCAUCCUUUCAGGUCCCACUCUUUGUGACAGUGGUAGCAGUAUAAUGAUUCGCGACAAGCCCGGAGGAUUCUUGAUGCUUUCGCGCUUCACUGAUCACUGGCGCCGUUCCAGCCUUGGUAGCGAGCACCAAUCCUUUAUUCCUAUCCUCCCUCCCCCCUCUGACGGCCACGCCGACCGUACUCAGCUCAUUAUCCGUGCCCAGUCUGGUGGCUAUAUGGCUGGCAACUUUGCUCGAGUGGAGAUCAAUGGCAACACCAUGUUUGCAAAUUCCCGUGGUAUCCAUGUAUGGGCCAUUGACAGACCACAGAAGAUCAUUCUUGAACAUGCUUCCUUUGACACUCACAUCUCGAGCGAAGAAAGUGACGCAUUUGCCAAGUUUAUUGGCUGGUUGAAGCCGGGCAUGAUUGUUGUUAUUGCUUCUCGCGAUGAUUUCUCGGAGCACCUGACAUCGGAUGCAAUCAAGGCACUAGAGAAUCUGGGAAGCAAGCGUAUCCGGGAUGUAAAGUACCGCGAUUCGUAUGUGUUUAUUGGUGAGAAGGGAGGUCCGGUUGAAAAGAUCACCGAAGCCCACAAGGCUGCCCACGAAGGUCCUACUGAUACUAUUGAGCUCAGCGUAAAAUUGGAUGAAAAGCCUGAGAGAGACCAAGAAGUAACUCAAGAUAACAUCAUUAGCUUCUUCCCUAACGCGAGUGGGCGCUGGUUGCGUCGUCGCAAAAACGACGGUGCUCUCAACCGUGUUCCAGCUCACUUCUUCCCUCAGACCUGGAAAGUACUCGACCGUUCGCGCGGUAUCCAGAUCUUCAGUCACUGUUUGCCCAGAGACCCCACUGUUCUAGAGAUGACACCCGAAGAGUACAACUUUGCUCUGGCCGUAGAAGGAUUCCUGGGUUGGUUUACCGACCCUGCUGAAAGACAGAUUGCAGUCGAAGUAUUGGCACUCAUCUACCGCUUCCAGACAUCCAACCCCAAGACACGGACUGCAGACACAGUUAUGGAUAUUCCUGUGAUAAUGAAGAAGGCCAGAGAGAUCUUUUGGUACAAGUGGGUGGAGAGCAAUAAGGCCCAGUUUGAGAAGAGCAAACUGUUUAGUAAAGGAUUCGAUUAUGAAGAGCACAAGGAUCUUGUCCGUAGAUUGUUUUAUGAUUUGCCUAUUGAGGGCACUGAGAGCACUUCAGCUUAUCUUCGCAAGGCCAUUGUCAGUGUACUUCCUUUUGAAACUGACAAUAUCGAUAACCAAAACUCAGAGAAAUGUUCUUAAAGUUGUACAUUAAAUUACAUUACUUUUCUUCCUUUUUUCCCCUUUAUGCUUUCUAACAAAAAAAAGAGCAUGAUAUCUUUCUCUCUCUCUCUUUCCAUUCAUCAUUAAAUAAAACAAACCAACAUACAUACAAUACAUAUAUAUAUAAAUAUAAAUAUACUUUGAUUUCAAUAUAAGC